This is a messenger RNA of Botrytis cinerea B05.10, 2150 nucleotides long. RefSeq lists its product as hypothetical. NCBI's taxonomy places the organism in Eukaryota, Fungi, Ascomycota, Leotiomycetes, Helotiales, Sclerotiniaceae. Gene Ontology annotation, molecular function: isocitrate lyase activity. The record is from RefSeq and is a predicted model, not a curated record. The coding region runs from base 237 to 1883 and encodes 548 amino acids. Gene Ontology annotation, biological process: carboxylic acid metabolic process. The transcript is spliced from 4 exons.
GAACUCUCCCGCUCUGUGUUUUCUUUUGAUGCUGUGUUUGACAUUGUUUACUUUAUCAUCUUGAGAUUUGACAGAUUGAUUCCUAGUUCAAUACUCUACAUUCCUAAAGAUACAUAGGAUUCUUUACUUCUUGCAUUCUAACUGAACGUCAAUUCUCCAGAGCUUGAAAGAAGUUACUCACCAACGAGACUAAUUUCUUGUUUUAUAUACCCUAUAUCCAUACGCACACAUACAAGAUGGCUUCUAGCAACAGAAUGGCCGGUACUUCUGUAGAUCCAGAACAAGAAGAGAGAAUCUUCUUAGAAGAAGUUGCUGCUGUUAAGCAAUGGUGGACAGAUGAGAGAUGGAGAUAUACCAAGAGACCUUUUACUGCGGAGCAGAUUGUGGCAAAGAGGGGGAAUUUGAAGAUUGAAUAUCCAAGUAAUGCACAAUCGAAAAAGCUUUGGAAGAUCUUGGAGGGAAGAUUCAAGGAUAAGGAUGCUUCUUAUACAUAUGGUUGCUUGGAACCUACCAUGUUGACCCAAAUGGCAAAGUUCCUCGAUACAGUUUAUGUUUCUGGAUGGCAAUCAUCAUCUACUGCUUCUGCAUCAGAUGAGCCUGGUCCGGAUCUCGCAGAUUACCCAUACACCACAGUUCCUAACAAAGUAGCACAUCUUUUCAUGGCUCAACUUUUCCAUGACCGCAAACAACGAGAAGAACGGGUAAUGACUGCAUCGAAAGCCGAUCGGGCCAAACUCCAAAAUGUCGAUUACCUCCGUCCCAUCAUUGCAGAUGCUGAUACUGGUCAUGGUGGUCUCACUGCCGUUAUGAAAUUAACAAAAUUGUUCGUGGAGAAGGGAGCUGCAGGUAUUCACAUUGAGGAUCAAGCUCCUGGUACCAAGAAAUGUGGACAUAUGGCUGGAAAGGUCCUUGUUCCUAUUAGUGAACAUAUCAAUCGUUUGGUUGCCAUUCGUGCUCAGGCUGAUAUCAUGGGAUCUGACCUCCUAGCUAUUGCCCGUACAGAUGCCGAAGCUGCCACUUUAAUAACCACAACUAUCGAUCCCCGAGAUCACCCCUACAUUCUCGGUUCCACAAACCCCAAUCUCCAACCUCUCAACGACUUAAUGAUAGCCGGUGAGCGUGCCGGUAAAACUGGCGCAGAACUCCAAGCCAUCGAAGAUACCUGGACCGCGCAAGCCAAUCUCAAACUCUUCAACGAUGCCGUCAUCGCCACCAUCAAAUCCAACCCCAACACCAAAUCUGACGAUCUCAUUUCCCGCUUCACAACCGAAGUCAAAGGCAAGAGUAACUCGGAAGCCCGAGCCCUCGCCAAAACCAUCACCGGCGUCGACAUUCACUGGGACUGGGACGCUCCCCGUACCCGCGAAGGCUAUUAUCGACUCCAAGGCGGAUGCGGGUGCGCCAUAAACCGCGCCAUCGCAUACGCCCCCUACGCCGACGCCAUCUGGAUGGAAUCCAAACUUCCCGACUACAAACAAGCCGAGGAAUUCGCCACAGGCGUGCACGCUGUGUACCCGGACCAAAAACUCGCAUACAAUCUCUCUCCUUCCUUCAAUUGGAAAUCCGCCAUGCCGAGAGCCGAACAAGAAACUUACAUUCAGCGUCUCUCCAAAUUAGGCUAUUGUUGGCAAUUCAUCACGCUCGCCGGUUUACACACCACGGCGCUGAUUAGUCAUCGCUUCGCAGAGGCGUAUAGUAAACAGGGCAUGCGCGCCUACGGGGAAUUGGUGCAGGAACCCGAAAUGGAUCUCGGUGUGGAUGUGGUGAAGCAUCAGAAAUGGUCCGGCGCGAAUUAUGCAGAUGAGUUGCUGAAGAUGGUGACCGGGGGUGUGAGUAGUACGAGUGCGAUGGGCAAGGGGGUUACGGAGGAUCAGUUUCAUUAGGGGAUGAGAGGAGAGAGGGGAGAGGGGAGGGGGGAGAAAUGGAGCGCGCUUUUUUUGUUUAUCCGGGAUAGGACAAGAUAGGAUAGGAAUGGAUGGAUGGUCAUUUAUGAGGAUUUGAUAGGAUAUGAUAUGCUAUGAUAGGAUGGAUCAUUUGUUGUAAGAAAAUAAUGCAAAUCUGACACAUUCGAUACAUUUGACUUCUCCCUCCUCUCUCCACCACUCUUUCCCAUUAUGAAAAUUACAGGCAAAGAAUAAAGAGACGUCUCA